UGGUGCAUGAUGGCAGCAUUAGUAUCUCAGAAAUGUUUGCCUCAUUUCUGGAUUGUGGGAGGACAUUGAUAUGCGUUGUCCAUCUUUAUUUAGACUCAAUGGUCUGCCAUCACGUCCCUCGAUCUCCCACGAUGCGCCUUUGUCUGCUGCCACCACUACAUUUUGGAUGGUGAGACCAGACGGAGCACAUGUGCUAGCAUGCUACAAUUUACACCCUGGAUGAACAGAGAUAAUCCCAGAGAGCCGCGCGCUGUGCAGAAUCCUGCGGCCAUAAUGUGAGAUGAUCCGCCGCUGUCGUCCGAGCCCGUCGCUGCCUGCUCGUCCUGUCAGGAGCAGCGGCUGCGCUGCCGAGGAUUACACCGGUGAUAAUACGCAGCUAAGACUUCUCUCCUCCUCCUCUUCCUCCUCUUCCUCCUCUCCCAGCUGUCAAGCCGAAAACUAUGAAUUAGACUGACGCGUGUCUCCCUUCUGACAUCCACUGACUUUUUUUUAUUUUUUUUGGUUGCUCUGCGUGUUUUUUCCUCCUUGUUCUUCUCUGGAAUACCGCUGCCCAGCAACACACCCACCUGACAACUCUGAAUGUCGUUAUCAAAGAUGUCCAGGGAGGAGAAAAACAAACACUGGAACAUGAUCUGAAGAAGACGCCUGAUCGUCCUAACUGCUUCAGUCAAACGUGGUGAAUCAAUGAGCCAGCAAUGGAGACCAAAAGAUACCAAAGUUUCUUUGAUGGAAGCGAUACAGAGAACAGAUGGUCUCAGGUCCCCGGCACCAUGGAGUACUGCUGCAGCACAGAAGAUUUGAGUCUGACGAGCACCGAUAUUCUGAUGGACAUAGUCAAUGUCAGCUGCCCGGCUGGAAGUGCAGCCACCGACAGCAAAGACAUCAACACAAAGAAGCAGGAGCAGCCAAUGCUUCGGCUUGGCCAGAACCAGCCAUUUGUUGUCCCACACUUCAACAACUCUCUCCACGGUCAUAAGCAGGAAAUGGACUCCAAGGAGCUUUCCAAGACUGUGGCUGAGUCCAUGGGUCUGUAUAUGAAUGCUGCCAGGGAGGCAGACUUUGCUUUCAGUCAGCAUGGGGGCAGUACCAGCCCUGGGAAGAUGUACCCCGUGUGUGGACGGUCUCUAGAUGAGACCCAGAGUGGUACCACUAAGAGCCCCAAGAUAAAGCCAUUUGGUUUUCAGCAGUCCAACGCCACUCCCAGAGAGUGCACCACUGGGACUCCUGUUAGCUCAGCAUCUAUGCUGGUCUCAUCUCUGUCCUGCAGCCCCCAGACCCCCGGCUCCAUCUCCAGCCCCGGGGGCAGCAACAACAUGGUGUCAUCAACCACCAGUCCUCCUACAUGCUUUGGAGCAGGGUGUUCAUCCGUCAGUAGUCCUGUUAGCCAGACUUCUUGUGCUGCAACUCUGGCCAACAUCAAGCGUAGGAAUUCAGCCACAUGUAGCCCUGUAGAGUCCACCACUGUGGGCUCACCACCACUAACCAGCCCACUUAAUGUCAUGAGGUCUCCGAUGUCCAGCCCCCAGAGUAUGAGCAGUGUGAGAUCGCCUCCGUCCUGCAGCACUACGUGUAACAUUAGGUCGUCCGUCUCGAGCCCCACAGGUGGCAGCUGCACCAGCACUGCACACAACUGCAACACAGCACGGCCUUCCAUCUCCAGUCCAGCCACAGGAAGCACUAUGGCUGUCAGCAGCCCACAGAACCCGUCCUCUGGUGGGUUUCCCGUGUCCAGUCCUGCAGGUGGACUGGGUUUGGUACAGAACGACACCAACAGCCCAGAAGAAACAGCUCUGACCAGAGACACAGACUUCAAGAACUUUGAGUUCCCCAAAGUAGAGAUGGUUGACGGGGAGGUGUUCAACGUCGGCUUAGACCAGAUGGGCAUGGUUAAGUACAUUAAGAAUGAGCCAGGAACUGACUUCAGGAGCAUGUGCUUAGGUAGCUCUAAAUGUAAUGUGAGUAGCACACCCUUUAUUACGCAGAUUAAGAAUGAGCCAAACAAAAAUGAGGGAUGUAUGAAUCCACAGCCCUAUGGCGAGCAGUCACCUUCUCUUGGACUCUUCUCUGCGUCUGAGACCACCUAUUUGUCCCUGAGGAAUAACAUCGAUGAAUACAGUCUUUCUGGUAUCUUAGGACCCCCUGUCUCUAUGAAUGGGAACUAUGAGCCUGAUGUGUUCUCCAACAAUGUCCUGUCUAAAGGGGUUAAGCAGGAGCCUACUGAUGGCAGCUAUUACCAAGAGAAUAACAGCAUGCCCACAUCGGCCAUUGUUGGAGUUAAUUCCGGUGGACACUCAUUCCAUUACCAGAUUGGAGCCCAAGGAACAAUGUCUUUCACGCGGCAUGAUGUGAGGGACCAGUCCAACCCUUUGUUGAACCUAAUUUCACCCGUAACGGCGUUAAUGGAAUCGUGGAAAUCUCGACCAGGCAUGUCAGCCCGAGGUGAAGGAUACCCAGGUCAAAACUGCAUCACAGACAACAUGUCAAGUUCGCCGCUGAGACAGCCGUCGUCCACAGUCAAAGUGUGCCUGGUUUGCGGGGACGAGGCGUCGGGAUGCCACUACGGCGUCGUCACGUGCGGAAGCUGCAAAGUCUUCUUCAAAAGAGCUGUGGAAGGUCAGCACAACUACCUGUGCGCCGGGAGGAACGACUGCAUCAUCGACAAGAUCCGGAGGAAAAACUGCCCGGCGUGCCGCGUACGGAAGUGUCUCCAGGCCGGGAUGAACCUCGGUGCACGAAAGUCCAAAAAGUUGGGAAAGCUGAAGGGAGUCAGCGAGGACCUGCAGGGCUCUAAGGACGGCCAAACUGCCACAGGUGGCGUUGGAGGCGGUUACCUGUCCUCAGAGAAGGAGCUGAACGCCAGCGUUGCCAAUGCCCUGGUGCCCCACGGGCCUGGGGUGGUCACGCCUUUUCUGCCGCCCUCCAUCUGCAGCGUGUUGGAGCUGAUCGAGCCCGAGGAGGUGUACUCUGGCUACGACAACACACAGCCUGACACCACCGACCACCUGCUGUCCAGUCUCAACCGCCUGGCCGGAAAGCAGAUGGUGCGCAUGGUGAAGUGGGCCAAAGUACUUCCAGGUUAG
This is a messenger RNA of Paralichthys olivaceus (Japanese flounder), 3080 nucleotides long. The record is from RefSeq and is a predicted model, not a curated record. NCBI's taxonomy places the organism in Eukaryota, Metazoa, Chordata, Actinopteri, Pleuronectiformes, Paralichthyidae.